Messenger RNA from Erpetoichthys calabaricus (reedfish), 1562 nucleotides. It is a transcript of the gene guca1aa, whose product is annotated as guanylate cyclase activator 1A. The record is from RefSeq and is a predicted model, not a curated record. The transcript is spliced from 4 exons. Gene Ontology annotation, molecular function: calcium ion binding; calcium sensitive guanylate cyclase activator activity. Lineage: Eukaryota; Metazoa; Chordata; Cladistia; Polypteriformes; Polypteridae. Bases 78 to 644 code for a protein of 188 amino acids.
GUGUGUCGUGUGUCUGUGUGGAGACCCUAGGCCCCAACUGUGUCCCAGGUCAGCCAGUGGAUCUUGUGCAGGGUGCAAUGGGUAACUCCAGCAGCAGCACGGUAGAUGACAUGCAGGCAGUGGAGCUGCACCACUGGUACAAGAAGUUCAUGAUGGAGUGCCCAUCCGGCCAGCUCACCCUGCACGAGUUCAAGCAGUUCUUUGGACUGAGAGGACUGGACCCCGAGGCCAAUGCCUACAUUGAGCAAAUGUUUCGCACCUUUGACAUGAACAAGGACGGAUACAUUGACUUUAUGGAGUACAUAGCAGCUCUCAGUCUGGUGUUACGUGGCAAGAUGGAGCAGAAGUUGCGCUGGUACUUCAAGCUAUAUGAUGUGGACGGAAACGGCUGCAUUGACCGACAUGAGCUGUUGAACAUCAUAAAGGCUAUUCAAGCCAUUAAUGGAACAGAGCAGCAGGUGCCAGUGGAGGAAUUCACAAAUCGUGUAUUUGACAAGAUUGACGUUAAUGGAGACGGUGAGCUGUCUCUAGAAGAGUUUGUGGAAGGAGCCCGUAAGGAUGACGAGUUCAUGGAGGUGAUGAUGAAGAGUCUGGACCUAGCACACAUCGCAGCUGUCAUCCACAGUCGGCGACACAGUGUGUAGAAGACCACCCAGAAGCAGUUUGCCACCAGGACUGCUAAAAUUUAACCUUGAACCCCUUGCACUUGCUUUGAUACCAUCACGUACCGCAUGCAUAGCAUUUGUACCACAGUAGGGGACCUACGUAAAACCAACAGACAGAUGGCUGGGACGCAGAUAUCCUUCACCUUGUGGCCACCAAGUACAGCCUCAACUGGCUUCUAAAGGCUAAAAAAUAAUGAAAAAAUUGAAGUAAAGGCAUGUCAUCCUAAUGAGUUUACAGGAACAGAAAGUUAGCUUUGUAUAGUAAAUGUUGAUGAUGUUUACUGUAAAAGUCGCUAUAUGAAGUAAAGACCAACUAAUUGAGGUAAUAUCAUGUACAUCUUGAAUGCAGGCAGAUAUUCUAUUCUUCAGAGUUCCAGGAUGCAAAAAACUCCCUCCUGAUAAAGUAAGUGAAGUACUGUCACAAGCGAAGACAUGAGGACCCAGGAGCAGACCAGCAACCCUGACAAGGAGCAUGCAAUUCAGUUUACAGAUCCAGAAGUCCUGGUUGGAUGGAGAUCUCUCUCUUUAUGCUGCCUUUGAAAUUGGUUGUCCAUCCUGAUGCUGGAAGCACAAAGUAUAACUGUGUUGAAGAACUCCUUUACUCCUCUAUAAGGUACUUAGCAGGAUGAUUAGAUCAGCAUUCAGGAACUCGAGGUCAUGACCUAGAAGGGACAGCUUAGUGCAAUGAGCAGCUUACAGUUACAGAAAACAGCCACCUUCUGCAAGUCAGGACUGAGUGAGAAAGCUCCAUCCGCCUUCAAUAAACUGCAAAGUAUCUCUGAAAUACCGGGCUGAGCUGUAAAUAUGUAAAUAAGUGCAGCAAUGGGUGUCAACCCUGGCUUCUCCAUCCUUGUCACACACAACUGUGUUUGUACAAUAAACAAGCCACUGGGCGUA